CAGAACUAAGACAAGAUGCCGCACAUGGUUACAAUGGGUAAUGGCCAAAGCCAAUCUAUACAAGAAAUGUUGGGAUGCAUUGAAAGAUACAACCCGGAUCAUUUGAAGACCCUGGAAGCCUAUGUCGAGGAACAGGCCAAAAACAACACCUACGAUUUGGAAGCCAAUUUGGCCGUCCUCAAGCUAUAUCAAUUCAAUCCACAUUUGUUGAACUAUGAAAUUACCUAUACGAUCCUGUUGAAAUGUCUGACCAACCUGCCACACACCGAUUUUGUUAUGGCCAAAUGUUUGUUGUUGCCACAACAAAUGAAAGAUGAAACCGUUCAGACUAUCAUCGAAUUGGCUGAUAUUUUGGAACGUACCGAUUUUGUAUUGUUCUGGCAACGGGCCGAUGUCAACAAGAGCCUAUUCCGUCACAUCAGUGGUUUCCAUGAUUCCAUCCGCAAGUUUGUCUGCCAUGUUAUUGGCAUUACUUUCCAAACGAUUCGCAGAGAUUUGUUGAAGGAGCUUUUGGGUGGUAUUGAAGAUUCCACAUUGGACAAAUGGGUAAAACAAAAUGGCUGGAAGAAUCAAGGACAUUUGGUUAUGAUUGCAUCCCAGGAUGAGAAAAUCAAGACCAAAAAUAUUACAGAGAAAAUUGAAUUCGAUAAUUUGGGUGGUCUAAUGGCUCAGUGUUUGUAA
Molecule: messenger RNA, 681 nt
Organism: Musca vetustissima
Lineage: Eukaryota; Metazoa; Arthropoda; Insecta; Diptera; Muscidae
Gene: eIF3k
Product: eukaryotic translation initiation factor 3 subunit K
Exons: 3
Coding region: 16-681 (221 amino acids)
Biological process (GO): regulation of translational initiation
Cellular component (GO): eukaryotic translation initiation factor 3 complex; cytoplasm
Molecular function (GO): ribosome binding; translation initiation factor activity
Source: RefSeq, a predicted model, not a curated record